Anolis carolinensis (green anole) is the source of this 17703-nucleotide messenger RNA. RefSeq lists its product as uncharacterized. The record is from RefSeq and is a predicted model, not a curated record. NCBI's taxonomy places the organism in Eukaryota, Metazoa, Chordata, Lepidosauria, Squamata, Anolidae. The transcript has 19 exons. The annotation marks the transcript as partial.
CUCCAGAAGUUCCAGCAGAAGGCUCUGAAACAAACUAAGCAGAAGAAAUCCAAGUCGGCUGAAUUUCUGAUGGGAGAAAAUGAGGGAGUUGCAACAGAAGGUACUGCAAAUCCAGCUUUUAACAUCAGCAGUAUAAACCUUUCAGCAUAUCAGACUUCAGAGGUGGAUGUUAUUCGAUGUGACAAGAUGGAUAGCACCCUUGUAGCUUGCCAACAAAAAUUCAAGCAGCAAGCCCGAUCUGAACCAAGAGGAAAUGAAUGCAGCAGAAAUUACUUUGACCCUCUGAUGGAUGAGGAAAUAAACCCAAGGCAGUGUGGGAUGGAGGUCAGCAAAGAAGUCCCUGCGGAGCUACAUGAGAGACUUCUCUAUGAGAAACUGAUGACAAUUCUAGAUGAAGAGAGCGGCAUGUUGGCAUCACCUGGCAAACAUGGUGAUGAUGCUUUAGAUUCUGCAUGGCCUAUCAGGUAUAACAAGACCUUUCAUCUUUGUGAGGAAGCUGAAGAAGUUCUGCCUUAUAUUGAGCAGUUUGAGAAGGAUGUUCAAGAUGAGAUCAUUCUCCUUGGCAACUCUCCACCGGAACAGGAUUUAAAACAGAAAGGCAUAUUCCAGUAUACAAAGAAGAUUGGCAGAAGACUUCCCAUGGUAUUGCAAAGCAAGCAAGAAAGUCAGGCACUGAAAGCAGCACGAAUAGCCUGUCAAGAGAGGACUGAAACCAAGUUGAGUAACCUUGCAGGAGAGAAUAAUGAUGCAAAUGAAGGAACGGCUCCUGGUUGGAAGAUCAACUGGUCUACAAAACCUCAACCCAUUCAAAUCCAACUUAAAUGUAUUAGAGGUAUUAAAGACAAAGUGCCACAAGGUAGCUACAUUCUCAAGGUUUCCCUUCGAGGACAAGUUGGUGGUGAACUACUUUCCUGGUCCAAAGUGGAAGGUCAGCAGUGGGCUGGUACCUCACUACCAGUCAGACAUAAUGGCAAUUUUUACGAUGUGGAGAUCUGUUUCGACCAAAGCAUUCACACAGAAGUUCCACCUAGAAAGUAUGAGAAGCCUAAAGAGAUACUUUUGUUUGAGCUCUUUCUUCUUCGUGGGACCAGGACUUGCAUUGACCGAGUUGUGGGCUGGGGAGUUUUUCCUUUAUAUAAUAAUAAUUUCGACACAGUGAAUGGCAAGUUUAAAUGUCCUCUUCUCAGAGGUCACUACAACUGUAAAAUCGAUAGAUUCCAAGAAAUUGAAAAUUUGAUUACUUCAGACUUGGAUCAUUGGCUGUGCAACCUCUAUUUUCAGAUAAUUAAACUACCACGGUAUUCAGAUGAACAGAAUGAAUAUGAGGCAGGCCUACAACCCUCUUCAAAUCUCCUUGUUUGCUCAAGUAUUGCUCAGAAGAAUGGUGUUUCAAAGACAGAAGUAACAGGUGGACUACAAGAAGAUGAACUGAAUAAUUUGUGCCUGCAACCAUGUCAUUCAAAACCUUCUGUUGCCCCACUGCAAGGAAACAAGUCUUAUGCAAACAACUCUGGCUAUCCUGACAAGUAUUGUAAUAUGCUCCCAGUGAAGGAAAUCCAUGGCAGACACUGCAAAUUGAAUCAGAAUGAUUCACAGAAUGUGCAUAGCCAAAGAAGUCCUGGAACCUGGCAAGAUGCAGGUGAAACAGUUUUACAUCGUCCAACUUAUCUAGAAGAGUUGGAGAAGCACAGAAUCUCUGUAUGCUGCCAUCCUGCUGUUGAAUUAAGAACAUCUUCCCGACUCACCAAUCACUUAUACUUUGGGGUAUAUGCAGUAUUUUCAGAACUUGGAAAGGGACACUGGUACUCCCGGGAUUUCUGGUUUCUUAUGCUGCUGGUGGCUGUGCUCUGGUUUGUCCGCCUGUACCUACAUUAUUGUAGUCAGUGGAUCUUCCUUCAAGCUAUUGCCAUUCCUGUCACAAGAUUCCAGUUCUGUCUUUAUACUGUGGAUUUGUGCUAUCAGAAUUCUUUGCUACAUACUCAUGAAGAACUGGCCAUGGUUAUGGUGGGACCUUUGACCUUAAACGCAGUGAUGCUUCUUCUGGUUCUGAUGAGAUGGGGCUGUCAGCUGUCAUUUGGCUCUUUUCCGUCAUUCUUGUCAAAACUGAUCAUGGCUUGGGGACUCUGGACAGUGCUCGACCCUUUGGCAGUGUUUAUAGUAGAUGCAGCCCUGGGGAGACUUCAUUACACUGCAGAUAAACCAACUGCUGACUCAACCAAGCUAUACUGGCUCUUCUUACGUAUAGAAGGAUCGGGUUUUCCUGGUGCACUAAUAACCAUAUUGCUUUAUACAAUACUUUUCAUAAUAUCAUUUAUGCUGUUGUACCUGUAUUUUGUGAGGAUACACAAGGAAGGCUCAUUAUUAGAUAUGCUCGAAAGGAUCCAAAGUGAUGAAGCCACUUUCUUUGUUCCAUUUGAUCUGGAAAUCUCUAACCAAGAGCUGAGCUACAUUGUGAAAAAAGCUGAACAAUGGAGAGGAAUCAAUGGUGAAAGACGAAAGGUGGUGGUCUAUGACUAUAUGUGGAAAAACCAUGCCAAGCAGCCUGGAAUGUCCAGCAGCAACUUCAAUAAUCAAGAUGAAAUAAUGCAAUCUUCAGGAGACUCUGAAGGCACCACUGUUCAUAUCAUGAUAUACACAGUUCAUCUUGGAGGCUACCAAGAACUCUACAGACAUUUUCUGAGAAUGCCCACUGGCGCUCUUGUUGAGACUUUCGGUGACAUUAGUGGAAUAAAUUUGGUAUAUAAUGAAGUGAACACAGCUAUUCAGGAGCACAUAAGUGAAAUGGAUAAUACGCUGAGCACUUCUUCAGAGAUCAAGCUAAGGGAAAGGAAGAAGAAUACAGCAAGGUGGAAAGGUGAUCAUGCUGUCGCCCCAAAGAGUUGGUGGACUAAAAAGUAUAAUUUGCAAUGAUGAUCUUCAGUACAGUUCAAAAAGGAAUUAACUCUGUUUAUGUAUUGAGUAUAUUAUUUAUUUAUUAUUUAUUUACAGUAUUUAUAUUCCGCCCUUCUCACCCCGAAGGGGACUUAGGGCGGAUCACAUUACACAUAUAAGGCAAACAUUCAAUGCCUUGACAUAGAACAAAGACAAACACAAGAAGUAUAUUAUACUUCUUACAGCUUACAAGGGGAUUUGCUUUAAAUGCUAGAUGUUAAAACCCAUGUUGAUCAAACAUUGAUCUUUAUCUUUGGAUUGCAAACCAAUUGAUGAAUAAAUCAGAAGAUAUUGCAUUCAUACUUGGUAGUAAGUCAGAAGGUGAACACAAUAUAAAUGCAUUUAUUUGCCUAAUGCCCAAUGUUUUGUGGCAUUCUGUUUUAACUAACUUCUUGUUUUAAACUGUUGGUGUUGCACUGUUGGCAGAUUUAAGUCACAAUUUGUUAGCUGUGUAAAUAAAAAUGUAGUGUAGUGUAGUGCUGACUACUGAAUUGUUUUACCUGUCGUUUUAAGGUUGAUUGUAUUUCAUAGGCAUGUAAACUGCCUUAAGAAGCUAACCUGGAAAUCGUUCAAACAAGCAAGCAAAUGAAUAAUUGUGAACUUUCUGUCUCAGAAUUAGUUGUACAUUGGUUCAUAGUCCCACAAGAUGUAUUUCAGUCUUUACCCAGGAUUUUCCACAAAGUGGAGACUGUGUAACCCCUAAACACAUCAUAGCGUGAGUUGUACAAAUGAAUAUCUUGUUUCUAGUGUUACUACUGUUACCACUAGUAAAGUUCCAGAUUAUUCUAUUUUCCAUUCAUCUAUCAUAUAAACAUGUUGAAUGAACAUAUGGGGAAAGGAAGGGUUGAAGGCCCAACUAUUAAGUCUACCACUUUCCCACCUCCAGCAUGCAGAGAUAGACUCCUCAAACUGGAGUAACUAUUAAUGUAGAAAUCUGAUUUUCCAGGUUUUCGACUGGGAAAGAAAACCCACAUGGAUAUUGGAGAUUCUAAUCAGUUUUGGUGACCUCCACAUGUAGAGGGAGAUAUCAUUAGGAGUUGAGGGAGCAGGACUAGCAUGCUAACAAUGCCUUACAGAUAAUAAUUCUGUGAUCCAAAACUGAAUGGGAAAAAUAUGUUGGCCACCCUCGACUGAGAGAAACCAAUUAUCUUCUUGGAUGGGUUCAGUUGUGCUCCAGUGUGAUAGAAUGGCACAAGGUUUCAUCCUCUGGGACGAGUAGCAAAAGGCAGAUUCCAUUGAGUUUCUCAGUCCUAGUAUCUAUUAUUCCUGACAGAUAUGGAGAAACUGAAGCCAAACUCCCAAAUGGCUAAAAUCUCUGUUUUAUAGCUUAGUUGGCACAGUAAGGCACUAGCCACAAAAUGUGUUAUGGACACUGAGGUUGUUGAGAUUUUGAAAUUCAAAUAUUUCUGUCUAAACUGACUGUCAUUGAAAAUCCUAAAGCAUCAGGCAAGUGCUCCCAAAUCCUUCUCUACAGAACAGGGUUUUUCGUGCUAAACAUUUUUCAUGUGUUUUCCACUCAAUAGAACAAUCUAUAACAACAACAAAAAAUAUCUGGAAGGAACUGAAAACAGAAAUAUCAGGCCAAGUUGCCCCUUUUGAGAGAAGCAAGGAUGGGAACCAGUUAGAGCAUUAAGAUUUGCUGGGGAGGCUCUACUCUUGGUCCCACCCACUUCGUAAGUGUGACUGAUGGGUAUGAGAGACAGGGCCUUCUCAGUGGUGGCCCCUCGGCUAUGGAACUCCCUACCCAGUAACAUCAGACUUGCCCCCUCCCUCCUGAUCUUCAGGAAGAAGCUAUAGACCUUGCUUUGGAACCAGACUUUUGGGGAGUAGUGCCAUUGGGAAUUUGACUUUAAUGUAGUGGCACAAGCAGCAACUACAGGACUAGGAACUAUGUUUUAAUUCUGUUUUAAUUGUAUUUAUUUGUUUUAUCUGUUUUUAUUGCUCAAUGUGUUGUGUUUGUGUAUUUGUAAUGAGGUACUGAAUUUUGCCAUAACUGUAAGCUGCUCUGAGUCCCCUUCAGGAUGAGAAGAGCGGGGUAGAAAUAUAGUAAAUAAAUAAAUAAAUGUAAUCUUUCCAAGGAACUGGUGUAAGAAUUUUUCUGCAAAAGCAGCCUUUCUAUUUGGUAUGCUUCAAAAAAGGACAUGUUUAAACUCCAAGUAACAAACUUGAGAGGUUUUAAUACAUUUGAUAAAGCAGUUAUGUCCUAAAUCUGAGGCGGUAUUUUGCUUUUCCACAUCUCUCCUCGUAGCUUUUGGGGAAAAGUUAUUUGUAAAUAAACAUUAAAGAGGUUUUCCAGGGCAAGAUUGCUAUAACAUUUCAGAAGGAUAGGUGUGAGGACUACAGAACAACAGGACAACAGUGAAUGAGGACAACAAUGAAGCAUGAUAGAAUUGGAAAAAUGCCUAUCUUAUGGUCCCUGAAAGAAAGAUGGGGACUCUCUAAUUUCACCUGAGAAAAAAUAUAAACAGUUAAGGAAAGUCACAACACAGUGGUACGGCCCCAUAGCCUCUUGAAAAACUAAUUCAAAAGAUUUCACACUCUCCAUCAAUCCACAUUUUAGAUUUGUCACUUUAAAUAAUUGAGAGGAAGGGAACUGGAAUGAGUGUUAGCAAAAUUAAAAAUCUUUUCCCAAAAUACUGAAUUUGGCAACGGCCUUAGACCUCACUUUUGGAUGUUGUGUUUUUAACAUUGAAACGUAUUUUAAUUAUCGUAUAUACUCGAGUAUAAGCCAACCCGAAUAUAAGCCGAGGCACCUAAUUUUACCACAAAAAAACUGGGAAAACAUUGACUCAAGUAUAAGCCGAGAGUGGUAAAUUUCAGAAAUAAAAAUAGAUACCAAUAAAAUUACAUUAAUUGAGGCAUGAGUAGGUUAAAUGUUUUUGAAUAUUUACAUAAAGCUCAAAUUUAAGAUAAGACUGUCCAACUCUGAUUAAAUAAUUAUUCUCAUCUUCUUCAAUGUAAAUGCCUUUAUGUAUCAUUUUAAUAAUAAUAGAGUAAAAUAAUACAUGUAAUAAUAAUAAUAAUAAAUAGAGUAAAAUAAUAAAUGUAAUAAUAAAUAGAGUAAAAUAAUAAAUGUAAUAAUAAUAAUAAUAAGAUCAGAGUAAAAUAAUAAAUGUAUUAAUAAUAAUAAAAAAUAGAGUAAAAUAAAUGUAAUAGUAGCAACAAUAAUAGAGAACAAUAAUAAAUGUAAUAAUACCGAUAAUAAUAGGGGAAAAUAAUACAUUUACCAUAUAUUCUCGAGUAUAAGCUGACCCAAAUAUAAGCCAACCAGGACCCUCACCCGAGUAUAAGCCAAGGGGGGCUUUUUCAGUCUUUAAAAAAGGGCUGAAAAACUAGGCUUAUACUUGAGUAUAUACAGUAUGCUAUUUUGUAUGUAUUAAUUCUAACCCAAUUUUAUCUCAUGUUUAUGUUAUGUUCUAAGGCACUGUAUAAGUGUUGUAAGCUGCCUUGGGUAUCCUUUGAGGUAGAGAAAGGUGGGAUAUAAAUAAGGUAAAACAAACAAACAAACAAAUAAAUAACUGGUGUUCCAUGAUAAAAAGGUGAACUUAAUCAGCCACACCUUUUCUCACAUGGGGCUGAAAUCUGUAGCCAAGGUCACCCAUGGAGUCUGCUGGCUCCCAUCAGACAACACCAGUGUGGCUACAUGGGUGAAGGAGGGUGAAGCCGAUGCAUGCCGUUGCCAUUGGAAUCCAUGGGAAGAGGCUGCAUGCUCCACACUUCUCCCUAUCUGAUCACCCUCAGCUAGAGCCAGGGGCUGUGGGAUGUGGGGUGCUAGGUUCCCAUGCCCCUCGAUGAAGAGGAGCACCUCCGGCUGCCAUGUGACAAGGUUGCUAGUCACUCUUGGGCAAGUCAUAGCGAUGAAAGGGAUGUUCUGUACCAUUCCAAGUCUGAAUUCUACAAAAAUCUUUAGCUAGGAGCCGGUGUCAACUUUGAUGGGUUUGGGAGUAAAGCCUCACAAAGUAUCAGAACCCAACCAGCUCAGAUUUUAGGAUCCAUCUAAAUCAGUGGCAAAUCCCUAUAUCAAGGUUCCAUUUUCAAAAUCUAAUCCUUGCUUUCCCCUGUGCAUUCCUAUUGUUGAUGAAAAUCUUAAAAGAAUGUCGUAUUGAAGAUGGGACAAGAUUGUUUUCCACUGCUCCAGAGACUAGGACAUGGAGCAAUGGAUUCAAACAAUAAGAAAGGAGAUUCCACCUAAAUAUUAGGAAAAGCGCCCAAACAGUAAGUUAUUUGACAGUGGAAUAUACUACUUUGAUGUGUGAAGGUUUUUAAAUGGAAGCUGAAUGGCUAUCUGUAGGGAGUGCUUUGGAGGAGGUUAGACACGAUGGUACUUGUGGCCUCUUCCUGCUUUAUGAUUCUAUACAUUAUAAACCACCUUUAAAGCUUCUGCUUUCUCAGAAGCUUAAAAAUCUUAAGUCUACCUCCUGUGAUUUUAAUGUAGAUUUAUUUCUGUAUUAUUGUUUGCUAAAUCCCAUUGGUUUCAUAGAUAAGAGAUAUAUGCAAUAGAAUUUGGCUCAACCUGUACAGAUUGCAUUAGUGUCUACAGUUAUUAGUGACUUCAUCCAUAUCUCUUUGUUAUACUCACAUAGUAAUUGCUUGCCUGUGGUGGCAUUCCUCCUGUAUAACAGGAUAUAUGCAGUCAUUACUGAAAAGUGUAAAUAAGGAGCUCUUUUAGUGGCAUAGUAUCCCUAGGUACCCACUGUGUUCUUAUUAUGUACAGCGUACUCCCAUAUCUGUAGUUCUAGUCUAUUAUAGGAUAAAGACAUGUGUAUGAAUUAAAAAUUAAAAAGCUUGUUGUAGACUGGAGAGCAAGGUCUAUUAAAAUAUAUCCAAGAGAAAAACUCCCACUGCACAUAGAUGGAUUGCGGUGAGUACCAGUUAAAACAAGCAGAUGAAAAAUUGGAGAUUUUCAUCAUUCGGUUAAAUAUAGUGCUAAGUGGUAUAUGCUAGCAUUAAAAGCAAAUUACCUCCCACUUCACCAGUCACAGCAUGGGUGCUUUCUAUUGGAAACCGUAUUUUCAGGAAUGCUAAAGCAUUGUCAGUAUUAAAUAAAUCAGCCAGUAACUCAGGGAAAGACAUCUGAAGAAGGAGCAUGGGUGAAGAAAAGCUCAUUCUGCUCUGGUUGUGACUACUAAAUAGAUUUUGGCCUCUGUUCUUCCUUAAAUUUCUAAACAAUUGACAUUUAGAUAGUGUUCUAGGGAAAACAGCAUUUUGUGGAAGCUUGUGAGAAGUUCCUCCUUCAGGAGAGUAGUUAUAAUAAGUAACCAGCUUUGAACAGAUUGCUAUGCUGUGAAUUUUUACUCAGAAUGUGGAUCCAGAGAAGAGUCUUGUGGUGUUGAAUAUGGAGACCAAGGACUUUAUUACAAACUGGCAUUGCAUCCCUAUCACAUGAUACUGUUCAUCUGCCUCCUCCCCAUGAUUAUUCCAGCUCUCACUACUGAUGGAUAAAACCAGUCAACAGCUCCCAAUCCCACAAUAUUUCCAUUAUCUGUCUUGGUGCAAUGGAUUCCUUCUGAUUCGGUACCAGCAUAUCAGCAGUAAAGAAAUGUCAGGGGAGAGUAUUCUUCUCUGUUCCCAUUUCUCCAUCACCCACUCACUUAUCUCAAAGCUGUUUGUUGUGUACUUAUAUUACAUUGUAUAGUUAUAUUUGCCUGUUUAGUUUUUCAAAGAUGGAAUUGUGAAAUUACUCUUUUAAAAAAAAACAGAACAGUGGUAGUACAGGAAUGUGGGACUAUGAACAUAUGUGAAAUUAUAAUUGCAGGACAUGAGUCCCCCUGGGGAAAUGAUGAUGAUGAUGAUGAUGAUGAUUAUUAUUAUUAUUAUUAAUAGUCAAAUUGUCACUAUUGCUUAGUUUAAGAGAGAUGUGGCAUGAAUGCAUUCAAUAUUAUUGUACAAUUGCAAUGGAACAGCAGGUCUACGGAAUAAAGUCCCAAGUCUAAGACUUGGUAACCACCAUGAUCAGCAACAGUCACAGAAACUAUUGCCAUUGAUUUGAUUUUAAAGCUCUCAUGUUCAAAGCAACCAAUUCACGGUAUCAGCACUGAGAGGAAGGGUGGCUAUAUUCCAAACACAUUCCCAGUUUGACUAGUAUUGUAGUGAAGACCACCUGUGCCCUAAACAAAGAGACCCUUCUCCUAUGUUACCUCCCAUUAUUCACCCCCUGGAAUUGGAAAGUGAAUACUGGCAUGUAGCAUAAUGGCUGGUAGAAUGAUUCACCCAGCAGAAUUCAUGCAGUUUGAGAUCACUUUAACUGUUAUGGCUCAAUGUUCUGUAAUUCUGGCAAACUACAAAUCCCAGGAUUCUGGAAGAUGGAGUCAUGGCAACGUAGUGUCAAACUACUAUACAGUGUUCCCUCACUACUUCGCAGUUCGCUUUUUAUGGAUUCACUGUUUUGCGAUUUUUCAAUAAACUCUAAAAGAAUAUUAUAAAUCAUAAAAAUCACAAUUUACAUCCUAAGGAAGGGAGGAAGGAGAAGCCAAAGGGAGAGAAAAGGAGCCCAAGUGGCAACGGGAGGAGAAGGAGGCGAUUUAUCAACACACGAUUGGUUGAUAAAGAUGUAAAAUAGUGUAUAACUACUAAAAUAAUGUAUAAAUAUAUAGUGUCCCUACUUUGUAAAUUUUCACUUAUUGCAGGUGGUCCUGGAACCUGACCCCCACGAUAAGUGAGGGAACACUGUACUUCAAUAAUGUGGGUGGUCUCUGAGAUACAGAAGAGUUAGAUUGCCUGGAAUGUAUGACUUCAGAUAGUGGUGGCCUCUCCAGGUCUGAGGAGCUGAAGAUAAGGGAGGUGCACUCGUCAGCAGGAUGUGGAAGAUGCUGAGAACUCACCUUAAGCCCUUGAAGAAAUAAGGAAAGGCUGCACAAAUUCCAACAUCUAUUAAAUUGGACUCAUGAAACACUCAGUGUCCUGAGAUAGCUGCCAAUAAACCUUACAGUGAAUCCAAGGCAUCUUUGUUGCCUGCCAAGGUCAGUAUUCUCAUCCGUCACAUGCUCUUGACUGGCUAGGACUGAUGAUUCAAUGCUUUAUUAUUUACUAACUUUUUAAUCUGAAUUUCCAUAAUAAUGCCUGGACCAGUCUCUUGUUUCUCCUUUCAUUUGUCUGGAUAGCCUGCGAUUGAUCUGGACUUGAUGAACUACCCAACAGCUCUUGCCUUGGAACCAUUAUCACUUGCUGACUGGAGUAUACAAGUCCUGGAUCCUGUAGGAAAUCCAAUUUAUAUCAUACUAGCUUGGGAGCCCGGCGGUGCCCGGGUUAUUUGAGAACGGAAUUGUUUGCCUUUGUUCCAAGUUUAGUCUCGAUCCAGUGUCAGUUGGCUUUAGUUGGUAUGGGUGAACUACAACUCCCAUAUGCAAGUCCAUGGUCGAUCCCCCUCCAAACAGCUCCGGGAUGUAAAGCAGGUCAUGGGGACUUGAUGUGUCAAGUUUGGUCUUGAUCAGACAUUGGUGGGGGUCGCAGUGGUCUGGGGAAGUGAGUGAAGAUACUGUCAAUCCCAUCAUCCAUGGUCUGUUGUUCCCUCAAAUGAUAGGAGGAUGUAAAGUGGGCCACAUUGCACCUAUAUGUCAAGUUUGGUACAGUUUCAUCAUUCAUGGGGAUCACAGUGGUCUGUGGGAGGUGAAUUGGAUGAAAGUACUGCAACUCCCAUCGUCCUUGGUCUGUCUUCCCCCAAACUGCUGCAACAUAUAAAGUGUGUCAUUUGGGAUAUAUAUACCAGAUUUGGUUCAGUUCUGUCAUUUGUAGCAGUUGCUGUGGUCUCAAGAAGAGAGUGAAGGUACUACAUGUCCCAUCUGUGUGCCAAGUUUGGUCCAGUUCCGUCACUGGUGGGCAUCGCAGUGGCCUGUGGGAAUCGUAGUGAUUGAAAGUACUACAUAUCCCAUCACCCAUGGUCCAUCAUCCCGCAAACGGCACCAGGCCAUAAAGCGCAUCAUGGGGUAGGCUGUCUGGAAUUGUGGGAGUUGGAGUCUAAAACACCUGGAGGGCCCAAGUUGGCCCGUGCCUGGUUUAAAGGCUUCCAUAGAAUCCUAGAGUUAGAAGGGGUGCCCAAAGGCCAUCUAGUUGAACCCCCUUCUGCCAUAGAGAAAGACACCAUCCAAGCCCUCCCGACAGAUGGCCAUCCAGUCAUAAAUGCGAUUGGGAGAUAGAGAGAGUCCUAGAUUUGAAAGGGGUCUUUGAAGGUCAUCCAGUCCAGCCCCUUCUGCUGUAAAGGAAGACACCAUCCAAGCCCUCCUGACAGAUGGCCAUCCAGUCAUACAUACGAUUGGGAGAUAGAUAGAGUCCUAGAUUUGAAAGGGGUCUUUGAAGGUCAUCCAGUCCAGCCCCUUCUGCCACAAAGGAAGAGACCAUUCAAGCCCUCCCGACAGAAGGUCAUUCCAACCAUACAUACCAUUGAGACAUUUAUUUAUUUAUGUAUUUAUUUAAUUCUGAUAUUUCUCCCCCGCCUUUCUGCAAUGGACCCAAAGUGGCUUGCAAGGUCAUUAAGCCACGUGCAAACAUCCACCAUAUAAAUAAAACAUAAAAGUAAUGUCAAGCAAUAGUAGUAUAAAUAAGAAAUAGCAGGGUUCAGUGGGGCAGGUGAACUACAACUCCCAUAUGCAAGUCCAUCAUCCAUGGUCCAUCCCACUCCAAACAGGGCCCGGAUGUAUAGUAGGCCAUGGGGACUGUAUGUGUCAGGCCUGUUAGAGUGAGUAGGCCAAAGCCUGCUCUGUGGUAGUUUUUUGCCUCAGUAAAAACUGGGGGGGGGGGGGAGUAAACGAUCCUUAAAAGGAAAGAAUAAAAAGAUAGUCAUUAUUUUCUCUUUAGUCUGCUGUGAAUAGUAUUUACGUACUGCCGCCUUACCUUGUUGAAGGAGAGUGCUGUAUCCAAAAGACACAGGCAAAAGCUGCUCUGUUUGGAACCAUGGGGAACAGGGAAGAUGGCUGCCUCUUUUGCGGCCUAGCACAAUGGAGCCAGGCUGCAAGGCCUGAAACGUGUUAGCAAAAUGAUCAAAGGAGGCUUGGAUUGGGGCUUUGGGGGCUAGAAGUGUUCAUAAGCAUAUCGUUAAAAAGAUAAUAACAAUGUUCUCUGCUGUCUUUUGAGGCAAGUAGGGCCUUACAAAGAAGUUGAAAGCUGAGGCAAGAUGGCGUCUUCCUUUUCGGCCUAGCAGCGAGGGGCCAGCCUGGAAGGCCUUAAACAUGUCAGCAGAGGGGCCAAAGGGGGCCAUCCGUUGUCAGUGGGUUCAUGGGGUGAUGUGUGUCAAGUUUGGUCCAGGUCCGGCCUUUCUGGUGGUGGCAGUGGUGUUUUGGAUUACCAAAGUGUAAGCCGAGCCUGUUAACUGUCCCAAAGCUAGCAUCGUUCUGAGGAGAGAAGUAGGCCGAACGAAGCCAGUUGGUAGUAGUUUUUCCCUCAGUGAUCCCAGUGGCCUGUGAAAGUGACGGCCAAUCAGAGCUGGCCCAUAUUCCGGCUGGCCAAUUAGAAAGCUGAUCCAUAUUCUGCGAGGCCAAUCAAAACGCGAGCACAUAUUCCGCCAGGCCAAUCAAAACGCUGAUACAUACUCCGAUUUCACUUUUAUUAUAUAUAUAUAGAUAUAGAUAUAGAUGCAGAGGUUUUGUGGCCAUUAUGCAGAAAUUGCUAGAUAUCAAUACUGAUGGACAGGAUUUGCAACAAAAUCAUGCAGUGUAGACUGCUUCUAUCUAGAAUGUCAGCAAACCAUUUCAUCUUGCUUGAUAGGAUACUCUAAUUGCAGUCCCUUCCCUGCAACACAUGUUUAGAAGAUUUUCCAUCUCAGUGAUCUGUUUUGAUGCUCAACUUGAGACUUCAGAGAUUCCUAAUGUGUUGAUUUGUUGUUGUUGUUGUUGUUGUUGUUGUUGUUGUUGGCAGACUGAGGCUCCCCCUUUUUCUUAGUGGUGGUACUUUAAAGACAGAAGGGCAUAUACUUGUUAAUGAUAUAUGGAUUGUGGAAGACAGAAAGCCUACAACAUUCUAGUUUAUGAAAUGAUGUCGGAGCAGGAACACUUGUUCAAUUUUCAUUUUCAUUUUCAAAAUAGGAUGUAACAUUGUCAUUUUUUUCUGAUGCUUUUUGUCCCAUUAUGCCAAUCCUGUGACGUACACUAAUAGAAAAUAAUGACACAAGGCUGACUUAACUGGACAUAAUAGGAUACCUUAAAAUGUUGUUCAGUAGGAAUGCACAUAAACCUGGCUACUUGUUAAGGAAACAUUUGAUGUCUCUUUUCUGCAUUGUCUUAACUACCAUUGUAUGCAUUCAACGGCUUCUUCUGUAGUGAAGUUGAUAGAUAUAUUCUACCCAUCUUCUACAUGAGCUAAGAAAGAGCACUAUCUAUUUGAGAGAUAGCAAAGGAAAAUACCUGGGGAAAAAAAGAAAUAUUUGACCUGCAUGUAGGCAGAAAGCCUAUAUAAACAUCUUCAAAUUAAUCCCAAACUAAUGCUGUGAGUUUAUAUUAGGGAUAUCAUAUUUUAUUUAUUUUGUUCUUACCACACUAGGAUGCAGAAUUUAAAACAUAUAUAUCUGAAUAAUAUGGCAAGAUUUUGUUUUGUAUUUUUGGUGAUCCUCCCCACACACACACACACACACACACACACACACAUUUCUGGAUUUUUUUUUGUACAAAAUAGAUGGCAGUUACAAUUCAGUAAUUUUUAAAGAAAACAAUUCUUUUCUGAAGAGUUUGGCAUGAAAAUUCAUGUUGUUCAGAAAAAAAUGCCUUGUGCAAAAAAACACUCCAGAAAUGAUGAGUUCUGCACAAAAAAUAGGGUUUUUUGUUUUGUAUUAGUAUGAAUUUUAUAUGUUGCACGCCGCUUUGAAUCCCACCCACGGGAAAAAGUGGGAUAUAAAUGAAUUCAUCAUCAUCAUCAUCAUAAUGUAAGCCAGAUAAAACACUCUUUGUUGUAAUAUCUUAGACCUGGACAUACAGCAAUUUAUAUAGGCAGAAAAAUAAGGCAGAAGAAUAAAAAUAGAGAGAGGUUAGCUAUGUAUGUUCAUUAAGAGAUUGUCUUCUUGUUCCUGUAUAAAAAAAAAUAUGCAAUAUACUUCUGUUGUCAUUUUCUUGGUGAACAUUUAUUUGCUCAGCUUUGGACUCUUCAAUAUAAGAUGAUGUUCUUGUGACCUUCCUCCUGCUUUGAGGUUAAUUAACCCUGAAAAAGUACUAAUUUGUAUCUACUACUGUGCAAUUACAUAUGCUUAACAGGCAGUGCAUUCUUAGAACUGUGCUGGAGUUCACUGAAGUCAGAGAUCUUUGACAUUUCCAAAGCCCUGUGAACAAUGGAAGGGUAAUCAUUCAAACUAGCUGCAGGAAACAUACAUGAAUACAGAAAGUCAAAUAAGAUCAUCACCAUUUCUUUCUUAGGAUGACUGCCUACUCUCCCUUCCAAUAAGGCACAAUUAUCAAUAAGUUCUAUGUUCACUCAGUUUCUUCACUGAUUCUAUCAUGAAGGAAGGACCUUCAUCUUUGAUGCAUUGUUCCUUGGGAACAGACAUCAAACAUGUCACAUUUUUACCUGCCCACCUAUCCAAUUGUAUUCUUAUCAGGUGUAACAGUAGCUGGCAUGAUGAAAAAUAUGAUUCAGGCAUGAUAACUAUUGUGAAAAUCCAAUGAGUUAUAAAAUGGCUUUGACCCAUAUUUGCUUAAUUCCUACUUCGUGCUUCACUACCAGAAACAUCUGGCCUUUGGAGUUCCACUAAUGGAAUCAUCUCACUAGUGGAAGGAGAAGAUGUAAUCUUAACCAGUUCCCACUUCACUUUGCAUUUUCUUGUGCUCAAUGAAAACCUGUUGUAGAGAGGAGGUGGCUGUUGUUUAUUCGUUCAGUCGCUUCCAACUCUUUGUGACCUCAUGGACCAGCCCACACCAGAGCUCCCUGUCGGCCGUCACCACCCCCAACUCCUUCAAGGUCAAGCCAGUCCUUUCAAGGAUACUAUCCAUCCAUCUUGCCCUUGGUUGGCCCCUCUUCCCUUUUCCUUCCAUUUUCCCCAGCAUCAUUAUCUUCUCCAAGCUCUCCUGUCUUCUCAUUAUGUGGCCAAUGUACUUCAUCUUUGCCUCUAAUAUCCUUCCCUCCAGUGAGCAGUUGGGCAUUACUUCCUGGAGUAUGGACUGCUUGGAUCUUCUUGUGGUCCAAGGCAAUCUCAGGAUUUUCCUCCAACACCACAGUUCAAAAGCAUCUAUCUUCCUUCGCUCAGCCUUCCUUAUGGUCCAGCUCUCAUAUCCAUAGUUUACUACAGAGAAUACCAUUGCUUUAACUAUGGUUGCCAGUUUGAUGUCUCUACUGUUCACUAUUUUAUUGAGGUUGGUCAUUGCUCUCCUCCCAAGAAGUAAUCAUCUUCUGAUUUCCUGGCUGCAGUCUGUGUCUGCAGUAAUCUUUGCCCGUAGAAACAUAAAGCCUGUCACUGCCUCCACGUUUUCUUCCUCUAUUUGCCAGUAAUCAAUCAUCCUUUCACUUAAAUUCAGAAACUUUAAAAUUCAGUUUUCCUAGUGUCCACCUUGACUUGCACAAUUUACCCAAAUUAUGCAAGUUUUCCCCUUGACUAAGUAAAUCUGCUGCCCAGAGAGAAGGUGGAAUCAGUGCAAUUUGCUUUCACUUUUUAAGACAAGUAUCAGAUAGCAAUGAUCUCUUAAGCUCUUAUGAACUGGUAAGGCAGGUGCUGAACAACUAGUCCCAUGCCUGCUCACCUUCCCACCAAAGUUCUUGCAAAAAAAGAGAAACAACCUUAGUCUUCUUAACAAAUUAUAUAAAAAAUAGUUUUAUUUACAAUACUUGUGCAGAGCCAAACAUGGAAUCUAAGCAUGGCUUAGCCCUUGUUCCAAUUUGCUGAUUUCUCUAAAUACACAGGAAGCUUACAUUGUAGAAAUAUGAUUAAUGACAUGAGUAAUCCCCACUUACAAGUAAAUAAUGUAGACCGAUAGUUUCAUUAAGGAACCAACAUGGGGUCAUUAGAAUGUUUUGGUCUCUGCCCCUGAUCAUACAGAAAAUAUCAUUCUCCAAGCCACCAUUGUGAAGGGGCGAUAAAAUAUCGCAAGUAGACUCACAUUAAGCUGGAUAAUAUGCAGGCUGCUUGAUUUGUAUUGAAUAUGUGUCUGGUGGCUGAAACCCACUGUAAUGAACUUGCCCACAAAUCACAGCUUAAUGGGAAUCUACUUAUACAUAUUGCUUAAUUAAAAGUUGUGAGCUUAUUAACAUGUGUCUUUGGCACUGAACUUUGGGGAUGUAAUCUCUGUGCAAAUAAGACUAGGUUGUAAAAGUUUUAUAGAUUGACAAUGAUAUUAAAUUCCACACCCUAAUAAGCCAUUAUUUUCCCAAAGAACGGUUCAAAUGCUAUACAUGUACACUGGUCUCAGAUAUUGCUUGGCUAGUUUCUUUAGCAUAUCAGGCCCACUGCUGUGUAAGGAAGUAGCAUCAACAUAUUCCUGGUCUGGCCGUGGGGUUUUUUCUUCUUCAAGAUACUAAAUUUUCUCAGUCACUCGCCUUACAGUGCUUGCUAUAACUGUUACAGCACAAUCACACAGUAAUAUCCUAUAAUACCACUGAUUAGCAUUUCCAUAGGCCAUUGUCUGCCUAGGCUUAUAAAGUGGCUGUAAAAAAGAUCAAUAUAUGCAUUUUUAAACUGUUGCUACUUUUAAUUACUGAUAUUAAACAAACAGUAAAAGUAAUGUCAGGUACAUUUGGGAAUGGUUGUUUUCAGUUGAUUUUUUUCCCAAAUAGUAUUUUAUGUCAAGUUUGUUUUGAUAUUUGUGUAUGUGGGUAGGUGGGGAUUAACAAUUGUAACAUUAGAUAAUUUUAGUUCCUUAAUUAUUUUAUUGGUUUUCCUUCUUUGGAUGGUAAUUGGAAGUCCUGAACCAUCGGCAUUCUGCUCCAUUUCCUGACGGAAGCCUUAGGUUUUUGCCCCAACCUAUUUUCCAGUGGACCUUAAUAACAUUUUAUCUCUAUUUGACUUUAAAUGAGAAGGAGUUAAUGCACAGAAAUGAAAUCAUAAUUUGGUCUCUUUGGAAAUGAUCUAAACCAGUUAUUCCUAUACAAAUCUAAGCAAAUUUCUAAAAGUAAUCUCCAAAUCCUAUUGAUGCCAACACCCUAAUAUAUAAAACACCACAUAAUCUCUCUUUUUCAAUUGACAUUUGCAAGGGGUCAUUUAAGACAACAGAUGACUGAAUUAACAGGUUGAUAUCAAUUGAGAAAGGCUAUCUAAUAACUCUCCUGCCAACCUAGCAGUUUGAAAACAUGCAAAAGUGAGUAGAUCAAUAGGUACCACUCCGGCGGGAAGGUAACGGCGCUCCAUGCAGUCAUGCCGGCCACAUGACCUUGGAGGUGUCUACGGACAAUGCCAGCUCUUUGGCUUAGAAAUGGAGAUGAGCACAAACCCCCAGAGUCGGUCACGACUGGACUUAACUUUACCUUUACUAUCUAAUAACUGCAACAGCAUUAGGACGGUUGUCUUUUUGUUGGGUAGGUGAGUUGAGAGUGAAAUAUUGUGUUGUCUAUGGAAAUCAUAGCUUUUGUUAGCAUAAAAUUAACAACUGAGAAGUAGGAGAGGAGAAAGAACGGGCAUUUAGGAGUGAAUUUUUUUAAAAAAAUAUAGCUGUGGAGAAGUGAGAGAGCAGGAAAUGAGUUUGUUUGCAGAAUAAUGCAACUAUUAUAGUUUUAGCGUGAAUUUCCAGCACUUGCAGUGUUGUAUUGUUGGGUUGAACAAAUGCAAAUAAUGUUUGUAUAUUUGUAGAUUUCAAAUUGUAUUGAAAUGCUUUUAAUGUAAGACACUUUGUGUCUCCUUAUGGAAAGAAAAAGCGGAGUAUAAAUAAACGUAAU